AUGAAAAAUUAUAUUAAAAAACACAUUUAUAAUGAGUAAAAUUAAAGGCUGAUAAUUAUUUUCAUUCCAUAUAUAGCAUCACUCACAAUAGGAAUAUUGCUAUAUUCACUAUUAUUAGUUUUUAUUUACAUUCUUCCGUUAUAAAACAAUCUUUAGGAAUUGAUAUAAGAGAGGUAUUUAUGGUUUUUGUCAGUUCAAACUCGCGUUUUAAACACAGAUGUAUUUCAUUCAAUGCAAAAAGAAGUUUCUUAAGCCUAAGUAAUAGGUAAAUUUCAUAGUUUAUUGCUAUUUAAUAACACUUUUGAAGAGGAAGUUAGUUGGUAAAGCAAAUCUAAUGAGCCAGAGUUUGAUCCUAUUUCUCAAAAAUAGAAUUUUCUUUUAAAUUCUAGUUUGGAUUAAGAUGCAUAUUGCAAUUUAUGGUAAUAAUGCAAUCAGGAUUAGUAAUGUAUAAAUGAUAUAGGCCCUUAUGUUUUUUAUAAUAAUUAAAGUUCUUAUAUGACUUAUAAAAGAUUUUAAAUUGGUGGAUGGAUGAGUCCGUUAACGAAUUAAUGGAAUGACCUGAAUAUAGAAUAAAAAUAAUACACAAUUUAAACAAUGUUUGCUCAUUAAAUUACAAAAUCAAUUUAAGUUAAUCAGUAAUAUGAUUUAAUAAAAUCUUUAAAAUUCUACUAUUGCAGGGAAAAAGAUGGAAUUUUCAAUUCUUUAGUAAGUAAUGUCUUAUCUGUAAGUAGUAUAAUAAAUAACUCUAAAUUUGGAGGACCUUUUCAGCAAUGCAUCAAAUAACCUGAUGGGCAUUAUCAGAAAUAUUUAUUUACAAAUCCCUCUUAAUUUGGAGGAUUUUAAUAUAUGACAUAGAGUGGUGCAGUAUGUGGAAACGCUACUGUUCCAUGUAGUUGUUAAUACUAUAAUACGCCAAGGCUUUUUCCUAUAGAGUGGAGAUGUAGACCUUGGUAUAUUAUGGGAAAGUAUUACCAAAAAAUUUCAAUAUCUCAACCCUACAUAGAUAUAGUUUUACAAACCACACUUGCUACGCUUACUUAUAAAAUUGAAAAAUAUGACUCCCUUACUAAAUAAAACUCAACUUAUGCUAUUUUUGGGAUUGAUUUUGAUUUUAAGCCGCUGCAGAAUAAGUUUUACAUUGACAAAUCUAUUUCUGAUAAUAGCUCUCAAUAAAUAGAUUAAUAUGCAUAUUUAGUUGCACCAACAAUUAAAAAUUUUGAUACAGGAGUUGGUUAUUAUACAUAGCUUGUUUUAGCACAUCCUUUUUCUUCAAAUACUUAAAUCUAGAAUAUCACAACUUUGGAAUUUUAAAAUUCUACAAAUAGACUUGAAGAAACAAAUGACUUUCUAAAUAAGACUUUCUUUUUAAAUUAGACCAAUUUACAAUAAGCUGGAUGUGAUAAUAUUUUUAAAAUGAAUGAAAAAUAUUAAUUAAUAAUAUCAAAGAAUAAAACAUUAUAUACUACGCUCUUUACGCCUAUUAAUAUAUGUUUUGGGGAUUUUGAAUCUUAACAUACCCUAACUGUAGGAUAUUUAGCAAUAGCUUUUUCAGAAAAAAAGUGGAUUUAGGCUAUUUAAGAAACAAAAGACAGCAAUUAAAAAUUAUUUAUAUAAUUUUAUAUAAUAAUUAGUUGUUGCUUUGCUACUACUGUAUUAGUGUAUUUUGCAUUGACAAUUAAAUUUUUGAAAUACAAUUUUGAGAUACCAAUUAGUAUACUAAACUAAUUUAUACAAUGCGCAUAGCCAUUAAAUAUUUUAAAGUUUUACAAAAUGAUUGAAAGCGGGCAAAUAAAAACUUAAAAAGAAUUAAAAAAUUUGAUAGAAGCUAUAUUUUAAGUUGUUGUUGGAGUCUAAUAAAGAAUACAAGAUUAAUAUAAUGGUUAAGAAGAUAAAUUUUCAGAUCAAGAAAUUAAAUAAUAUAACGCUGCUAUGAAUGCUUUUAAGACAAUUCAGCAUUUUGAUGGUGUAGGAUUAUGUUUGAAUAAUAUAGCUAGAAUACUAAUGAUGUAAGGUAAAUAUGAAGAUGCUUUGAAGUAUAUGCAAAAAGCAAACUUGUUGAGUGAAAAAAAAAUAAAUGAAUUACGUAAAUAAUAUUUAGAUAUGGAUUUUCAUCAAUUUUUGAGUUUAAUUGUUUAAGUAAAAUAAAAUAAAAAUUUAAUAAGUAUUUAUGCAGGAAGGAAAUUUUAAUUAGCUAAUAUAAUCUAUAAAUUUUGUUAAAAAUAAAAUAUGGAAUAAUUUAAGAUAUUUUAAGAUAUCACUCAUUUUAUUGAAAAGAAGGAAUUUACAAAAAACUUUGAAUUACCAAGCUAUCUGUAAAACUUGUACUCACUUAAUCUACUUAGUGAAUCUAAUAAUGAAAGCGAUAAUAAUUCUAUUAAUUUAUCACCUUGCUAAGAACUUCUAAAAAGAUCCAAUUAUUAUUCAAAUAAAUUCUAUAUUAAAUAAAAACAUUAAAAAGAUAACAUUUAAACACCAGUUCAGAUAGGAUAAUUACAAGAUAGUAAUAUCCUUUUAACUUAGGCUAUUGAUUUGUUACAAGAAGCUUCUAUUGUUUACAAAGAAUGCUAUUUUAACAGUAAAUUUAGAACUCUAGAUAAAUCAAAAUGUAUGAUUUUAUAUGAAGUAUUAUGUCUCUAGCUUAUAACUAAAUGCUAAUUAUUAUAGAAAAAGAGAAUUGCACCUAUCAAAUAUUUGUUGAGUGAAAUUAAAAUUCUCUUAAAAAAUUGUGAAGGCAAUAUAAAAAAUUUGUAGCUGAUUUAGUUCUAUUCGGUAUUAAAAUAAAAAUAUUAUAACUUAAAGGGCACUUAUUACUAUAUUUUGAAAAAUUAUUUUAAAUCUGUCAGGAGUCAUCUUAAAUCAUUAGAAGUGUUAUAAAAAAAUGAAUUUUAUAAUUUCUAUGAUACUAAUGACUAUUCAAAUAGUCUUAUUGAACUAUAAAAUAUUAUUUAAUUAGAAUAAAUACCUUUAAAUAGUUAGUAAAUCACAUUGAUAUAAGAAGAUAUAAUUUUUCUAAAAGAGAAAGCUGGUCAAAACUUUAAUAAUGAACUUAAUUUUAUGGAAAUUUUUUUUUAGUAAGAAGAAGAUAUUGCAAAUAGUAAUAAAUGCUGAAAAUAAUAAAUUUUAAUAAGCUUUUUAGUUACUGUUAAUUACAAAAAAAUAAUCCUUGCUUAUUAGAUUUAUCUAAAUCUAUACUUUUU
Tetrahymena thermophila SB210 is the source of this 3197-nucleotide messenger RNA. RefSeq names its product tetratricopeptide repeat protein. Gene Ontology annotation, molecular function: protein binding. The transcript has 11 exons. The record is from RefSeq and is a predicted model, not a curated record. Lineage: Eukaryota; Ciliophora; Oligohymenophorea; Hymenostomatida; Tetrahymenidae.